AUGUCCGAUUUACUUCGGAGUGCAUUGAGUCCGAACGAUCACCGGUCAGAGCUGGUUUCAUCAUCUCACCAAUCUCCUUUACACAUGCGGGAGAAUCUGGCCGGUGGUACGGGUGUCUUUGCCAAUUUCUUCGAGGAGAUGGCCGACCCCACCGGUCAGUGUUUACUCAGGGACAACGAUCANGAUCAAAGUGGUGAAUUUGAUACCAGCGCCUUGGAGGACUCACAUGAUGGACUAGUCUGUGAUUCAUCUUUCCAGUUUUACCGUUCCGAUAUGGAUCCGAUGCACGCCUAUUAUGAUCAGUGUGACGAGGAUCUGAACAUUCUUGGGCAGUACAAGAUGUUUGUUAAUCGUAGUCGUAACGGAAAUUCAUUUGAUCCCUAUCAAGCGUACAAGGGUAAGAAAGAGAACAAUGGAGAGUGGCAUCAUCGGCAAAGCAGUGAAUGGGAUAAGGUGUUUGGGAUAAAAGGUCGAUGA
Echinostoma caproni is the source of this 477-nucleotide messenger RNA. The record is from the annotation of a GenBank genome assembly. Lineage: Eukaryota; Metazoa; Platyhelminthes; Trematoda; Plagiorchiida; Echinostomatidae.